Messenger RNA from Alnus glutinosa, 2161 nucleotides. Its product is annotated as vacuolar fusion protein MON1 homolog. The transcript is spliced from 14 exons. The record is from RefSeq and is a predicted model, not a curated record. Lineage: Eukaryota; Viridiplantae; Streptophyta; Magnoliopsida; Fagales; Betulaceae. Gene Ontology annotation, biological process: vesicle-mediated transport; protein targeting to vacuole. The coding region runs from base 241 to 2082 and encodes 613 amino acids.
CCACUCCACGUCUCCCACCUACUGGUCAGACUGCCUCGGAGGCUCAGCGCUGCGUUUCGUUUCCACGACUGGUAGGCGACGCGUCCACCGUCCCCACAAAACCCACAAACUCCUCUCUCUCGUUCCCUGAGAAAUUCACAAAUUUCACACACCAAACCCGAAAGCAAAAUCCUAUCUAUUCUAUUCUAUAGAAGACUCCUUUAAACUCCAAAAAAAAACCUCAAAGCCUCGCUUGCGUCAAUGUCCUCAGAUUCGACCUCUGGAGACGACUCCUCCGACGCUAACCCUAACCCUACCCCCAAACCACUCGAAGAUCAGUUCGCAUCGGUCACAUUGGCCGAGCCCCACAAUGAAGUGCCAGAGAGUCAAGAGGCCCUAAACGGCGUCGCAAAUGGGCCUCUGGCGGAGAACAAUCACCGAGAAAUCGAGAGCACUGACCGAGAAGGAACCGUUAGCGGUGUGGAGGGACGAAUUGAGAGCAAUUUGGAGGUGGAGGAGGCGAGGGAGAGUGUGGAGCGAGGCGUGGUGUGGAGCAGGACGAAUUCGGAGCUGGAAGUGGACGGGCCGUCGAGUCCGAGUAGUAGUGGGUAUGCCGGCGAAAGGGGCAGUACCGGUGCGAGUAGUGGUGGGUCGGGGAUUGAUGGGAUUGGCGAGGAUGAGAUACAGGAAGUGGAAAAUGAGGGUUCGGUCAAUGGGUUUUCAGAUUCGCCGGCCACGUGGGUGCCCGGAAAGCGGCACCUCGAUGAGGAUGAUGCUUCCAUAUCAUGGAGAAAAAGGAAGAAGCACUUUUUUAUUCUUAGUAACUCAGGCAAACCAAUAUACUCCAGAUAUGGAGAUGAACACAAGCUAGCAGGAUUUUCAGCAACAUUGCAGGCUAUCAUUUCCUUUGUGGAGAACGGGGGGGAUCGUGUCAAAUUGGUGAGGGCAGGAAAGCACCAGGUGGUUUUUCUUGUGAAGGGACCCAUUUACUUAGUUUGCAUUAGCUGCACAGAAGAGCCUUACGAGUCAUUGAGGGGGCAACUGGAACUAAUUUAUGGUCAGAUGCUUCUUAUUUUAACAAAGUCGGUAAAUAGAUGUUUCGAGAAGAAUCCAAAGUUUGAUAUGACACCUUUGCUUGGAGGAACAGAUGUUGUCUUCUCAUCUUUAAUCCAUUCCUUCAGUUGGAACCCAGCCACAUUUCUUCAUGCAUACACUUGUCUUCCCCUUGCUUAUGCAACGAGACAAGCUGCAGGUGCUAUAUUGCAAGAUGUUGCCGAUUCAGGUGUUCUAUUUGCAAUAUUAAUGUGCAAGCACAAGGUUGUCAGUCUUGUUGGUGCUCAAAAAGCUUCUCUUCAUCCUGAUGAUAUGCUACUGCUUGCCAACUUUGUUAUGUCAUCAGAAUCAUUUAGGACUUCUGAAUCUUUUUCACCAAUUUGCCUUCCAAGAUAUAAUCCCAUGGCCUUUUUGUAUGCUUAUGUCCAUUAUUUUGAUGUUGACACAUACUUGAUGUUGCUCACUACAAGUUCUGAUGCCUUUUAUCAUCUUAAGGAUUGCAGGAUUCGUAUUGAAGUGGUUCUUUUGAAGUCAAAUGUUCUUAGUGAAGUUCAGAGAUCCAUGCUGGAUGGUGGGAUGCAUGUUGAGGAUUUGCCCACUGAUCCAUUACCUCGUUCUGCAUCUGUAUCUCCGCAUCUAGGACAACCUAAAGAUUCUCCUGAGAGAUUCAGACAAGCAUAUGUUGGCACUGGUGGUCCUGCUGGACUUUGGCAUUUCAUAUACCGUAGCAUAUAUCUGGAUCAGUAUGUAUCUUCAGAGUUCUCACCAGCAAUUAGUAGCUCACGACAGCAGAAAAGAUUAUAUAGAGCUUACCAGAAACUUUAUGCUUCUAUGCAUGAUAGUGGAAUUGGUCCUCACAAAACUCAGUUUAGAAGAGAUGAAAAUUAUGUUCUACUCUGUUGGGUCACCCAGGAUUUUGAACUAUAUGCAGCAUUUGAUCCACUUGCAGACAAGGCAUUGGCGAUAAAGACUUGCAACCGAGUUUGCCAAUGGGUGAAAGAUGUGGAAAAUGAAAUUUUUUUGCUGGGAGCAAGCCCCUUUUCAUGGUGAUAUACCCUAUGAUUCUGUAAUACAGCAUGUACUAUAGUUUUGUUUUAUUUAAUAAAAUCCCACAAUUAUUUUGUUCCCA